AUGGCGGGUAUCCAGGAACUGGACAAGAUCAGGACCAUCUUCGACGCCUCGGUCAUCGGUGUCAAUGACAACAUCAGGGCGAACACUGACAAGAAGACCACGGCUCACCGGAGGAUCAAGGUUCUCAAGAAGCACUGGAGAUACAUGGUGGCCAAGAUCAAGAAGAAGUUCUGGGUCAACAAGGUCUUCCUGUGGCUUCUGGUCUUUGUUGAUGAUUUCAUGGCGGUUAUGAAAGAGAGCCUUGGAGAACUGGGGGCGGCCACCCUCAUGCUCUUCCUUACUUUGCUGGGUUGUCCUAUCUCUUGGCACAAGAAUGCCCUUGGAAAGGUCAACCGUUGGCUUGGGUACAUGGUGAACAUCUCAGAAGGCUCGGUGUGGCUCCCGGAGGAGAAGCUGGCCAUCCUCCGCCCGGCCUUGUUGAAGUUGGAAGCAGGGGAACUCCAUACCAAAAAGGAGGUCACCUCCUUACUGGGCAAGUUGCAGUGGGUGGCGAAAGCUUACCCGCAGGUGAGCUCCCACCUCCAGCCACUUUAUGCUUGGGAGCAGAAACUGGAACGGAAAUGCAGGCCGGGAGACCUUGUACGUUUUCUGGCAACUCUUCUCGUCUCCAUCUUGGAUUCUGGCCCCUGCGUUCCUCUACGUCUACAGCAUAACACUCCGUGCUACGGGAGCAGCGAUGCCGGCGAAGAUGAUGGCCGUGUGGCGAUUGGUGGCUGGUUCUCGCCCUCUCUCAACCCUACCAAGGCGGAGGUCCUGUGGUUCUCCAUGGAUGUCCUUACCACUCCAUGGGUGCAGCCCCUCCUGGCACACACUUCGCCGAAGCGCCGGAUUGGGGCCCUGGAACUCCUGGGUACCCUUAUUCUUUUCCUUUUGGCUGCGGAGUCCUUGGGACCCAGCAUGAUUGAUGCUCACCUCCCUCUUACUACAGACAAUGAGGGUAACGCCUUUUCUGCCAGCAAGAGAUCUUCUAAGAAGUGGCCUUGCUCGGCGCUUUUAAUGGAGCUCUCCGCCCAGGAGUUCCACAAAGGUGUCUUUGCUCAAGUCACCCAUGUCAAGAGGAGCUCAAACACGUGGGCAGAUCAGCUCACUCACUUUGAUUUCGAGGGAUUCUCCCCCGGAAAUAGGAGGGAUGUUUCCCUUUCCUGGUCUCCAAGUUGGAUGAUCCUGGACAAGCUCCUUGCUUUCAAAUCGGAACAAUAG
Molecule: messenger RNA, 1200 nt
Organism: Symbiodinium sp. CCMP2592
Lineage: Eukaryota; Dinophyceae; Suessiales; Symbiodiniaceae
Source: the annotation of a GenBank genome assembly